Messenger RNA from Aspergillus heteromorphus CBS 117.55, 2759 nucleotides. RefSeq names its product DUF3659 domain-containing protein. The record is from RefSeq and is a predicted model, not a curated record. The transcript has a single exon. Lineage: Eukaryota; Fungi; Ascomycota; Eurotiomycetes; Eurotiales; Aspergillaceae. Bases 6 to 2534 code for a protein of 842 amino acids.
CAGAGAUGGCAUCUCAAGUCGCGAAAUCCACCCCUUUGGAGGAAGGCCGAUCGGCAGCUCCCGAGGGGCUUGCGAGAAAGGCACCAGACGCAUCUUCCGGCAUAGCGCAGGGCAAGGGUAUACAAUCAGAGCGCAGAUCCAAGGCACCGCCGAAGCUGGCGCGUCGAUCCGGGCAAGCCAAUCUGAGAUCUGCCAAGGAAACAUCAUCGGCUCCUCAGUCCCCCGUGGAACAGAGAGAGUGCAAACUGCCAAGUCCGACUGAGGCUUCGGGGUCGACGACGACUUCACUGUUCGAUCGGGGCUGGGGUGCUGCUUCACGGUUCAAGGGGGUCUCUACAGGCGUGUGGCAGAUUGGCGAUCACAUCCCUACAGCUAGAGCACGCGAACUUGCGGGGCAUUUGCGCGGGGGCAUUCAAAGAGCCAGAGCGAGUGCGCAGCGGGUCGAGAAAAGCGAAGUCAAGCCAGAGGGCGAAGAAGUGACCGACGUCGGCACUAACGACUUUGCCACUGACAUUUCCGGCCUGCAAGGUUUCCCGGUCAGCAAGGACGGCAACGUGCGAGGCCCAGAAGGACAAAUUCUUGGCCAGCUCGUGGAAGGCGAUCCGAAAGACAUUGUCGGUCAGACAGUCGGCGAGAAGGGCGAGGUGCGAAACAAAAACGGAGAACUAAUAGGCCAGGUGAAGUUACUGGCUGAAGACGUCACUGCAGAUCAACAACAGCCGCUGCCUCACCUGUCGAGCCUUGAGCCUUUAAAGGGCCUUCGCAUCACAGGAAGGGGUGACGCCGUCGACCAUGCCGGGGAUGUGGUCGCACGAGUUGCAGAAGGUGAUUCCAGCAAGAUGGCAGGGUUGACCGCGAAUGAGUACGGAGAGGUUUUCAGUAAAGAGGGUGAACGGCUCGGGAACCUGGAGCUGAUAGUAUCGCCGGAAGAGAGACUCAAGGCAACGGAAGACGGGUCGGAAGGGCUUGUGGAAAGGGCCAGCGCGGAGGAGACAUAUACUGGUGGGAUGCUUGACACCGCCAUCCCCCAGAGUCGGCAGAUCAGCGAUGAAGCCGAGGCCGUCGACGAGACGAAUGCUGUAGAAAAUCAAGUUACGGUCGAAGAUAUCACAGCUCCGGCAGUGGAUCAAAGCGAAACAUCGAAGCCACCCGGGGAUAUCCAGGAAGAUACCCAGCUGCUUCCACCCACUUCGACCCUGGUUGGCCUCACAUGCAAUAGGAUGGGCAGUAUCAUCAACGCGGAAGGGAACCAGGUCGGCGAGCUGAUCGAAGGAGACUCGAAAAAGCUGUGGCGGGGCGCUUUCGAGCUAGACAAUCAAGGGCAGUUCUGGGACCACCAGGGCCGCGUCAUUGGCAAGGCGCAGCCUGUUCCCCUCGAGGACGACCCCACUGGACCGUUCACGGCUUUUGAUGAUCCGUUCGUUGGCACCGAGGGCUGGGUCCAAGACGCGAACGGUAAUCGCGUGGGAAAGGUUGUUGAUGGGAAUGUGCAUCGUUUCCUUGGUCGUGCUGUCGACGACGAUGGGGAUAUUUUGGACAAGCGAGGUAACAGUAUUGGCCGCGCGGAGCGCUGGGAGGAGCCACCUGAUCAGGUCAACUUGUGCAUGCUGGCUGGGCUCAAGACCAACAAACGUGGCUUUAUCCUGGAUGCCGACGGCCUGCCAAUCGCCCGAGUGGCGGAGGGGGACUUGAAGCAGGUCAAGGGACGUCCUAUCGAUGGCGAGGGACAGAUCUGGGAUGAUGCCGGUGCAGUGAUCGGGCGCGUGGAACUCUUACCGGAGAUCAAGCGGGAACUCGAGUGGCCAUUUCUAGGACUCGGAGAGCUAGUCGUGGGGAAUACUGGCUUUGUGGAAGACGCUUCAGGCGAUGUUGUCGGCCGGCUGGUCGAGGGAGACGCCAAAACUCUCCGCGGACGUCGCGUGGACGAGGACGGCGAGAUUGUGGACCGUUAUGGCACUGUCCAGGGUCGGGCAGAGCGAUAUCAGCCAUCGGACGAAGAAUCGGAGGACCUCUCCGUGCUGGAAGGAAAGACUGUGAACAAGCUGGGCAAUGUCGUCGAUGCGGAUGGGACCAUCUUUGGCCGUGUUGUGGUGGGCAAUUCCCGAAAGUUGGCGGGCAGGUCCGUGGAUGCUGCAGGGCUGGUCUGGGGGGACAACGGGCGAGUGCUUGCCCAAGCCGAACCCCUCCCUUCCCAGCGGGGCAACCCCGGUAUCUUUGCAGGACUAGAGAGCAUCGUCGUGCGCAUGGACGGUCUGAUCGCCGAUCCGGAUGGCGAAGUGGUUGGGAAGCUGGUGGACGGCGAUUUGUCACGCCUGAUCGGUCGAGCUGUAGACGAAGAUGGUGAAAUCCGGGACAAGCGAGGCAACGCCAUCGGCCACGCGGAGCGCUACUCGGUCGAAGAAAAGCCAUCGCUCUUACCCGAGGAACGACAGCAGCAGGUAGAGGACCAGCGUAGGGAGCUGGCUAAGACGAUGUGCGCUAUCCUGCGGCAGACCGUUGACUCGUUGGAGCUCUUGUGUCGGCAGAUCACCUAGCACAUCGAGACGGUCGAUUGCACACGUGGAAUUAUUGAUGAAGGAACUUUCACGAGCCGUCACAGCCACGAUCGACACUUAUCGGUGGCUUGCUUCUUAUGGAGAUCACAAGCUCUUUCCGUUGCAGGAGUUGCUGUCGGGGGCACUGGCUCAUCAUUGCAGCCGUGGGUAUUGUGCUGAGCGGUGCCCUCGGACUGGCAGACAGAUAUUUGAUGGUCUGGUGAG